AUGGGUAGUGUCUGUUGUCGAGAUGACUCUAGAUAAUAAAAAGGUUGUCUUAUCAUUAGUAUUGUAGAUGAGUUAGAUACAUCGCCUAAUCCUGAUGCAGCAAAGCCUCCAGAAUAAAAAGUCUCACUUUCCCAACAAGGAAGCAAAAAAUCAUAAGUUGAAGAAAUUCAAGUUUAAGUUGAGAAUAAAUAAAAUGAAUAUGUUUUGGAAAGUGAACCCCAUAAUGAACUUGAGUAAAAAUAACCUGUAACUAACAAAGAAGAAAUACCUAAAAAUUCAGAGAUUGUUUAAUCACAAAAAAGGACUACUGAACAAAAUAAAGGCGAGGUAAUGAAAGCUAGUUUGGAGGCAGAUUCAAAAUCUAAAAAAAUGAUUAAAUUGGGGUUUGAUAUAUUUGUGAAAUAGAAGGAGGGCUCAAUAGGAUCACAUUACAAUUUUGGUAAGGUUUUGGGUUAAGGUGCAUUUGGUAAGGUAUGGAAGGUGACUCAUAAAACUACUGGGUUGAUAAGAGCAAUUAAAUAGAUCAAGAAAAGUUCAAUAAUUAAAGAAGAAGAGCAGAGAUUGUUCUCCGAAAUGAAUAUUUUAAAAAACUUAGAUCAUCCUCACAUCGUUAAAUUAUUUGAACUAUAUUAAGAUGAGAAUAAUUAUUAUUUAGUAACUGAAUAUUUAUCAGGAGGAGAACUAUUUGAUCGGAUAAAAAAGAUGUCUUCAUUUAGUGAGAGUAUAGCUGCAGAUUAUAUUCGAUAAAUAUUAUUGGCCACAUUAUAUUGUCAUGAGUAAAAUAUAGUACAUAGAGAUUUGAAACCUGAAAAUAUCAUUUUUAUAAGUGAAGAUCCCCAAUCUUAACUGAAAGUAAUUGAUUUUGGGACCUCACGGAAAUUCGACAAUUAAAAGGCAAUGAGCAAAAGACUAGGAACACCAUAUUAUAUUGCACCAGAAGUUCUUGGACAUUCUUAUACUGAAAAAUGUGACAUUUGGUCUUGUGGAGUGAUCCUGUAUAUUUUGUUAUGUGGUUAUCCACCAUUUGUGGGGAAAACCGAGAAUUAAAUAUUAGAGAGAGUUAAAUUAGGCAAAUUUACUUUUGAUCCUGAGGAUUGGGAUACAGUUUCUAAAGAGGCCAAGGAGUUUAUCACCAAAUUGCUUAGAAUGGAUCCAACUAAGCGAUUAUCCGCCAAAUAGGCUUUAGAAGAUCCUUGGCUGAUUAAGUAUGCCCCAUCAACUUAAAUCAACAAAAAAGUCUUAAAUAAUCUCAGAUAAUUCUAAGCAGAAACCAUAUUAAAGUAAGCUCUAAUGUCAUACAUGAUUACACAAAUGUCAACUCAAAAGGAAUUGUAAGAUUUGCAAGAGGAAUUUCAAAGAUUAGAUGAAAAUAAUGAUGGUUUUUUAUCCAAAGAUGAACUAUUAAAAGGAUAUAUCCAAAUCUAAACUGAUUCGAAAUUGGCAGAGGAUGAGGUUGAAAGAAUACUUUAGAUGAUUGACAUUAAUAGAUCAGGUUAGAUUGAUUUUUCAGAAUUUUGCAUGGCUGCUAUGAAUCAAGAGAAAUUAUUAUCAGUCUAAAGAGUUGAAUAAGCAUUUAAGAUCUUUGAUUAAAAUGGAGAUGGUUUUAUUUCUAAAAAGGAAUUAGAGGCAAUUAUGGGGGAUUUGGGUGAUGAUGUUUGGAAUCAGAUACUAACUGAUUGUGACAACAAUGGAGAUGGGCAAAUAUCCUAUGAAGAAUUUGUUAAAAUGCUAAAGAAUAAAAAACUUUGA
Messenger RNA from Paramecium tetraurelia, 1749 nucleotides. RefSeq lists its product as uncharacterized. Gene Ontology annotation, biological process: protein autophosphorylation; intracellular signal transduction; peptidyl-serine phosphorylation. Lineage: Eukaryota; Ciliophora; Oligohymenophorea; Peniculida; Parameciidae. Gene Ontology annotation, molecular function: calmodulin binding; calcium/calmodulin-dependent protein kinase activity; ATP binding. The transcript is spliced from 7 exons. Gene Ontology annotation, cellular component: cytoplasm; nucleus. The record is from RefSeq and is a predicted model, not a curated record.